GAAUUUGAUCAAAAGUUAGCAGGGUAGAAAGCCACCAUUUUUUGUUUCAUUUUUCUUCUUAAUUUCCACCUUAUUUCUCACCCAUUUUGAUUAAUCCAUCCAUCAAAACUUCAUCCACAUGUCGGAGCUUAGUUUGAAGAAAAAGUGGAAGAAAAGAGAAAGAAGAACGAGAAAGGAAAAAGGUAAAGUUGGACUUGGAAGCUUGAAGAAGGAAUUUUAGAGACUUUUGAGCUAUUUUAAGUUGAAGUUUGGGUUGAAAGAUGUCAGCAGACUCUUGUAGGGCUGUAAAUGGCGAAGUAAAGAAUCAUGCACCGGUUGGAGCAGAAGAUAGAGGUCCUGAUCAGGCACAACAACAGGCCCCUACUAGCACUAUUGGGUCAGGUCAAGAGGCUUUUUUCCAGUCUAUGGCUAAUAUGAUUAGGCAGUUAAUUGGGGCUAUACCACAGGCACCUUCGGCUCCAGUAAGCUAUGGGUCUCCUCUUGAGAAAAUUCGCAAAUAUGGUGCAGAAGAUUUCAAAGGGAAGGAAGACAAUGGUCCCUCGGCAGCUGAGUAUUGGUUAGAGAACGCGCAAAGGAUUCUGCAGCAGCUACACUGCACACCUGAGGAAAAAUUAGAAUGUGCUGUAUCCUUACUUAAGGAGGAGGCUUACCAAUGGUGGGAUACUGUAUCCCAUAUAGUUCAACCCUCAUAGUUGACUUGGAAGUACUUCCUAGCGGAAUUUCAAAAGAAAUACAUCAAUGAGAUCUAUCUGGAGGAACGAAAGAGAGAAUUUUUGUAUCUUGAGCAGAAUAGAUUGACUGUUGCAGAGUACUGAGAGGGAAUUUGUACGAUGCUAAGGAGUUUGUGUCUACGGAAGCUGAUAUGUGUGCUCGGUUUGAGCGUGGUCUUAAUGAUGGGAUUAGGGUAUACCUAAUAGCUCUAAAGAUUCAGGAGUUCUCUACUUUAGUCGAGCGAGCUUUGAAAGUAGAACAAGUCAUGAAUGAAGAGCAGAAAAAGAACGAUAGAAGUCUGAUGAAAAGAAGUCAGGGACAAACUAGCUCUGUAUCAUUCUCACCUAUGAAAAAGGCUAGGGAUUCUCGAGGUACGAUAUAUUAAACACCAAUUCGCACUCAGAGAUAUGAUCAGAGACCAAGUUUGGGUUCGACAGUUACGCCGGGGCAGCAAGCAACAUAUGUAGCUAGUAAAGGAGGAUCGAGGAGAAGAUCAUUUCUCCCAGUCUGUGAGCACUGUUUUAAAUGUGGCUCCAAGGAUCACAUCCUUAGAGAUUGUCCUAAGAAGACAGUUUCUGAAUAAACUAGCAAUGUAAAUCAAAACUUUUUAUUUUUUAUUUAAUUUCUUUCUAAAUAUGUACUAAUUAUAAAAUAUUAAAUUGGCUUCUAUAUUUAAUCAAAGGCCACAUAGAGUUUAUCGAAA
Messenger RNA from Gossypium raimondii (Peruvian cotton), 1414 nucleotides. RefSeq lists its product as uncharacterized. The record is from RefSeq and is a predicted model, not a curated record. The transcript has 3 exons. Lineage: Eukaryota; Viridiplantae; Streptophyta; Magnoliopsida; Malvales; Malvaceae. Bases 261 to 692 code for a protein of 143 amino acids.